This is a messenger RNA of Saccostrea echinata, 1037 nucleotides long. RefSeq lists its product as uncharacterized. The transcript has 6 exons. NCBI's taxonomy places the organism in Eukaryota, Metazoa, Mollusca, Bivalvia, Ostreida, Ostreidae. The record is from RefSeq and is a predicted model, not a curated record. Bases 25 to 597 code for a protein of 190 amino acids.
UGUUGCUAGCUUAGAGCAGACGAAAUGGUAGCACACAUAAAAAUCUGCAAUUUGAUAGGAAUAUCCUGUGUGCUAGUGGUGUGCUUAGUCAUAAAUAUUUCUGCUGUUAGUGAAGAAACUGAGAGCCAGAAAGUGGAAACAGCAGUUGAGAAGCCAAUUGGACAAGAUGAUAAACUAAAACUUCUCCAGAAAAGGUCUGUUGAACCAAUCAAGCAUGGAAAGAAACACAACAAACAACACAAAAAGAAACACAGGAAAAAACACACGAGGAAGAAUGAUGUUCCCCAGAAUGUCACCACUGCAACAGGAACUACUACAAAUGAUACGGAAGAUUCUAUAUAUGCUAACAAGAAAACGGAUGUCAACCAGAAAGCCAUGGUAGUGGGAGAAGAAAAGGGACCUAAAGCGAAACCCAGCAAAGUGAAUCCCGCAGAAGUGGCCGACAAUGACCUUAAGACGGGGGUCAUCAUUACAAUAAUCAUUGUCAUCAUUGCUUUCCUUGGAUGUGGCGCUGUAAUGUGGGGGAGACGAGAACAGAUAAAGGGAAUCUUGUCCAGCGUGAAGGAUAAAGUAAAAAAAGAGAAAGGAGAAGAUUAAACUGUUAAUCUAUGCUCAAGAUUAAACUAUUAAUCUAUGCUCAAGAUUAAACUGUUAAUCUAUGCUCAAGAUUAAACUGUUAAUCCAUGCUCAUAAUGUCAAUAUCCAUAAUUGUGUUUCAGAAAUUUACUUACAGUAAAAUUUAAGUUUUUGGCCUUUUUUAAACAACUCCUGGAUAAAAGUCGAAUUUUAAUGAUUACUUAAACCCUAUCAAUUAUCAUGAAAGUAACUUGGCCCGUCCAUAGUUAGUCUAUUAAAUCAUACAGAGCAUGUAACUUAUGGUGUACGAUAGAACUUUCUAAAGAAAAGAUAGAUACAUCUUUUGUUUUGAUCUGUUACUGUAAUGUGUUCAAAAUGAACAAAAUGCAUUACUAUUUAAUUCUUUACAAAUAUGGAUGUGGAUUUCACAUAUUUUGAGGCAAAUAAAUUUUUUUCGCCUA